AUGAUGGAGAACGACGCGGGUAAAAACCUAAACGGAAGGUCAGGCGAGUUGAACAACCAAAGCGAUGACGUUGUUGGGGAUGACGAAUACCCAGAGGAAUUUUCCGAGUCUGACGAAUUCAAUGAAUUUUCAGGAGGGAGCGAUAAAAGAAGCGAUGAAGGAAGCGACGAUGGUAAGGAUGAUGAUGACAACAAUGAUGAUGACAACAAUGAUGAUGACUCCGAUAAUGGAAGAGCAAAAGUGCGAUUUGCCAAAAUGAAGGAAGAAGUUCUGCAUGUACACAAGAAAAAUAUAAGCGGACUGAAGACAGUACGAAAGGGAAGUAGCCUCAUACUGACCGGCAACGAUAACUGCAUCCGCAUAUAUGAAUUUCAGAGUAUGAACAGGGAGGAAAAAAGCUACUCCAAAAUUAUUAGCCUAGCAGAAGGGUCCAUCAUCCCAUCAGUAGAUGCGACUAGUAACCUAAUUCUGGUAGCGAAUGGAAAUAAAUCAUAUGUGUAUGACAGGACAGGAAAAAUAGUGAAGAAUACCAUCAGGGGAGAUAUGUACAUUACCGAUGUUAAUAAAACGAAGGGACACACCAGAAGUGUUAACUGUUGUCGCUUUCAUCCAUGUAAUGAAAGCAUCUUCGUAAGUGGAAGUUUAGAUAGCACCGUUAGAAUUUGGCACUUGGAGAAAAACAAUUGUUACGGGAUUGAUAAAGAAUUAGUUCAUCAUCAAUGUUUAAAAGUGGUAAAUGAAAAGAACAUGAUGCAAAAUAAUGUUCUCUGUUGUCAAUUUGUUCGCGAUGGGAAUUCCAUCAUCUUGGGGUGUGAAAACGGACAGAUAGAAGUGAGAAAUAAAAUAUCCAAUGAUUAUAUGUAUAGCCCAAAACCUAGGCAACACAUUCCUAGGGAAAUUUCCCAUUCUGAUUCCGUUGUGGAUAUUUUGACAUGUAGAAAACAGGAUCACUUUUUUUUUACCAGGAGCUUAGAUAACAGCAUUAAGUAUUGGGAUAGGAGGAACCUCCAAAGGUGCGUUAAAACCAUUGAAUGUGUUCCGACAAUUUUUAAGAACAGCAACAUGUCCUUCUGUGGGAGUGAUGAGCGAUACCUCGUGGUAGGUACACAAGAAAGGAAAGAAGUUGUAAUGGAUAAGGUGGCAAAUGAGCGUGCCGUAGGAGACCAAGGGGUUACUGAUUCUUAUGGAAAAAAUUACGCACCCCAUGAAAUGAAAAGAAAGGGAGGUGACUUAUAUGACAACAACUAUGUGAAGGUUUACCAGGGGGAUGAAGACAUGGAGCAGUUCCUAAACGAAGUGGCUUCUUCGAACAAAACGGAAAAGUUCAUAAAAGGUGCACUAAGGAUUUACGACUCGUAUGGAGAGGUUUUCAAUUUGGUGCAUGAGAGGCCAUACGAAGGGGCUGGAAUCAUAUGUACGCAUUUUAAUGACCAUAUAAAUCAGCUCUUUUUGGGCACUACGGAUGGGAACUGUAUCGUAUAUUAUGAUGACAGUGAUGGCGACCAACACAGACAUGGUGAACAGCCCAUCGGCGGGGCACCCAUGGGAAGGAAGAAAAAAGGAGGAGUUCUUGAAUACCUAUACAAAGGCGUAAAAAGGAAACAAGAAAAUGCCUCCUUUUACACGAACUCUGAACACAUAUAUAACCUGGAUAAUUUGCCAAAGGAAAUAAAAAUAACUGACACUGGAAAUGUCCUUAUAAGGAAGGACAUGAUGAAUAAGAAGGUUAAAAUGAACCCCAAACUCAGCUCCUUCACGGCAAAUGCAUAUGAGAAGAAGAGGCAAGUAGGCAUGUACUCAAAAUAUAUUGUAGAUGAUAAACCUAGUGACAAGAACUCGUCCAGCAUCCAAACCAACAAGGGGAUGGAGUAUGAAGAGGAAGACAUUGUCCAAAAUUUGCGAAAAAGAGAGCAGAGCAAACAAGGGGAGGAUUAUUUUAUGAAUGUCUACAAAUAUACGCAGCCACGUGCCAUAAUUGACUAUUCCUCUGGAGAGGAACAAGAGUAUUCGGAGCUUCUGAAGAAACCCAAGUGCCCCCAGUGUGGGGUUAAAAACUGCGUCUGCGGGUUUAUGCGCUCAGGCAGGAAGCGCGCGCAAUGA
Messenger RNA from Plasmodium knowlesi strain H, 2100 nucleotides. Its product is annotated as WD repeat-containing protein 70, putative. The record is from RefSeq and is a predicted model, not a curated record. Bases 1 to 2100 code for a protein of 699 amino acids. The transcript has a single exon. Gene Ontology annotation, cellular component: nucleus; site of double-strand break. Gene Ontology annotation, biological process: regulation of DNA double-strand break processing. NCBI's taxonomy places the organism in Eukaryota, Apicomplexa, Aconoidasida, Haemosporida, Plasmodiidae. Gene Ontology annotation, molecular function: protein binding.